AUGUGUCUGACGUGGGAAGGCUCACUCAAUUUUAUCUUUAGCCUGGUUCUUUUUAUCCUGUUCCACGCUCACGAGAACCACCACUCUUACAAUCAGUCAUUCCCUCCCUCUCUGUCUCGCUAUAUAUACGUCCUCAAAUCCAUAUACAUCUCUCUCUCGCUAUCUUUCUCUCUACAUAUACAUCCUCAGAUCCAUAUCUAUCUGUGUAACCUCGAUUCACGCACCUCCAAGUCGUCUUUACUGGCUUUUCAUUUCUCAGAUUUCUUGCAGGUGAUUAUCUGCUACAGUAAAAUGGAAGUCACCGGGGGCUAA
This is a messenger RNA of Ilex paraguariensis (yerba mate), 312 nucleotides long. The record is from the annotation of a GenBank genome assembly. Lineage: Eukaryota; Viridiplantae; Streptophyta; Magnoliopsida; Aquifoliales; Aquifoliaceae.